Didymella exigua CBS 183.55 is the source of this 612-nucleotide messenger RNA. Its product is annotated as ribosomal protein L15e. Lineage: Eukaryota; Fungi; Ascomycota; Dothideomycetes; Pleosporales; Didymellaceae. Gene Ontology annotation, cellular component: cytosolic large ribosomal subunit; ribosome. The record is from RefSeq and is a predicted model, not a curated record. Bases 1 to 612 code for a protein of 203 amino acids. The transcript has 5 exons. Gene Ontology annotation, molecular function: structural constituent of ribosome; RNA binding. Gene Ontology annotation, biological process: cytoplasmic translation.
AUGGGUGCCCUUAAGUAUGUCGAGGAACUUCAGAAGAAGAAGCAGUCGGACAUGAUGCGCUUCUUGAUGCGCGUUCGCUGCUGGGAGCUUCGCCAACUGAAGGUCAUCCACCGCGCCAGCCGCCCCUCGCGCCCCGACAAGGCCCGCCGUCUUGGGUACAAGGCCAAGCAGGGCUACGUUAUCUACCGCGUCCGUGUCCGCCGCGGUGGCCGCAAGAGGCCCGCUCCCAAGGGCGCCACUUACGGCAAGCCCACUAACCAGGGUAUCAACCAGCUCAAGUACCAGCGCUCCCUCAAGUCCACCGCUGAGGAGCGUGUCGGUCGCCGCUGCGCCAACCUCCGCGUCCUCAACUCCUACUGGAUCAACCAGGACUCGACCUACAAGUACUACGAGGUCAUCCUGGUCGACCCUCAGCACAAGGCCAUCCGCCGCGAUGCCCGCAUCAACUGGAUCGCGAACCCCGUCCACAAGCACCGCGAGUCUCGUGGUCUCACCGCCACCGGCAAGAAGAGCCGUGGUCUCGGCCGUGGUCACAAGUACAACAACACCACCGCUGGUCGCAGGAAGACCUGGAAGAGGCACAACACCCUCUCUCUCUGGCGCUACAGGUAA